This is a messenger RNA of Trypanosoma cruzi, 1563 nucleotides long. RefSeq names its product formin, putative. NCBI's taxonomy places the organism in Eukaryota, Euglenozoa, Kinetoplastea, Trypanosomatida, Trypanosomatidae. The record is from RefSeq and is a predicted model, not a curated record. The transcript has a single exon. Gene Ontology annotation, molecular function: protein binding. Bases 1 to 1563 code for a protein of 520 amino acids.
AUGGCGGAUAACAGUCCCGGAAGAUUGUCUUCCGCAAGCCUCGUUGAUCCUGCGAUUGAGGCCUCAUCGCUUUUGCAGCCAAGUAACGCGCGUCAGUCUCGACAUUCAGGCCGCUCGUCGUCUGUGGAGACAAAGACGUCCGUGGUCGUUGUAUCUCGCAGAGAUAAAACUGCAUCCUGGGGUUUUUUGACCUAUAACAAGGUUUUCCCUUUACUUGUUGGCGAGGUGACGUCCGAUGUGGCCGCUUUACUGAGGAAGGGAGACGAGAUUGUUGAAAUCAACAAGGUGGCACCAAAAAAUUAUGAUCAUGCCAUUUAUUUGUUUCAACGGGCCCGCUUGCAUUUGGAGCUGCGUAUACGCCGAACGGUUAGUCAAGAAAAACAAAGGCAUCUUGCGCGCAAUUACAGUAUGGGAACAUCAGAUGUCGUGCCACAUGCAGACGCUGCGGGCGAAGCGAUGAAAAAUUCCACGUCACCCCCUCCCACAGUAAAUAAAAGCGCCACGGAUGCCACGCUACCACCUUCUCAUGAAACACCACAUGUGGGCUUAGAGGUGGGGGCGUCGCGGUACCCUGCAAAGAUGUCAUUAGAAAAAAUCCUGCGAGGGGGGAGAAAGAGGAGAUUUGGUUGGGGUAAUGCAGAGGUGGUGGAUGGAACGCUCUCUCGUUCGCCGGAACAUCCCUCUGUGGCUUUUAAUGAAGACAUCGAGAAGGUUUGGCGUCGUGUGUUCUCUAGAAAACGGGCCCGAGGCUGCAAUAUUCCAGCGAAGGGUCACUGCAGUGAAGUGAGUGAAGUUCUGCCGAGACCUGCACGACAGGCGAUCUAUGAUCGUCGUAGUUGUCCCUUUUCCGCAGAGGAGGGGUUCACGUCGGAGUUUCACGACGCGGUGCAACAUGUAUUGACCGCGAACGCGUUGACGCAUGGGCGAGAAGGUCAUUCUCAUGGCCUCGCCAAAGGAACCGUGACGACCAGCCCCGGCAGCCAACAUCGCGAUGUAGAGACGAUGGUGGAAAGUAUCAGGAGCAAGGAGCAGCUUCGCGAUGAGGAGGUUGCCAAGUAUAAUGCGGCAAAGGGAGUGGCUCAGUGCCACAAGGAGCUGGAGGCAGUACACAAUGCCAUGCUGCGCGUGGCAGAGUCUCAUUGUCUCAUGCGGGAAGAAAGGCGAUGCAAUGAGGUGGAGAAGUACCGCCAGACAGAGUCGGCUGCAAGGAUUUUUUUGGCCAACUACAUGGAGGCGGUCUCAUCGAGCAAACCGGUAGCGGGGACGAAGCGGCGGAGCCGUCGGGGGUAUUCCCGCGACGGCAUACACGACGCACAAAAGUAUGAGCUUCGCUCCCCACCUUCUUCUGCGGCCGAAACUGCUUGUGAUGGUAGCGCCACUUCGCCGCCUUCUUAUCAGCUAGUAUCUAGCAAUGUUUUUUCUACAACUGAAAGAGUACGCCACGCUGGAGGUUUUUCGAGUCGUCUCUUGCGCUUGCCAACACCACCGCCUCCACCACCACCACCACCACCACCUCCUCCUCCUCCACCUCCUCCGCCACCCCCUUCUUCUUCUGGAGGAUGA